Messenger RNA from Drosophila subobscura, 1564 nucleotides. RefSeq names its product SET domain-containing protein SmydA-8 (gene SmydA-6). The record is from RefSeq and is a predicted model, not a curated record. The transcript has 4 exons. Gene Ontology annotation, molecular function: protein binding. Bases 48 to 1541 code for a protein of 497 amino acids. NCBI's taxonomy places the organism in Eukaryota, Metazoa, Arthropoda, Insecta, Diptera, Drosophilidae.
CACAGGCCACAGUAUGCCAAAGUUAGCCAAAGGGAACGGCAUAGACAAUGGCCGCAGCAGUCUCCGAUGAUUUUGCCAAGAAGUGCGAGCUGCAGCACAACGACACGCUGGGCAGAUUUGUGGUUGCCCGUUGUAGUCUCAGCGCUGGAGAAACGGUGCUCCAGGAGCAGCCCAUUGUCAUCCUGCCGCACAUUGGCGACCGACGCUGUGCCAAGUGCUUCAAGCUAACCGAAACUUUCUGCAGCCAGUGUCGACUCCUGGCCCUGUGCGAGGACUGUGCGGGCCACGAUGAGCGCGACUGCCAGCGACUGCGGGAGCUGCAGCUGUCCGAGGAGCAAGUGCAGCUGCUGCAGGCGAAGGUCAAUGCAGAAGUGCAGCCAGCACUCGCGUGUCUGCUGCUGGGGGAGCACGAGCACAGCAGGCCGCUGUACGAGGAAAUGUCCCAGAUGGAGACGCAUUUGGAGGAGCGGCGAGGCACGGACAUAUGGAAGAGCCAUCAGACGCAUGCCUACGCACCGCUCGAGGCGACGGGUGUGCUGAAGCAGCUGCAGGCAGUGGAUGAAGUCCUGGUGCAGCGGCUCUUGGGCAUACUGGAUGUCAACGUGUACGAGAUUCGCGCGCCGGAAUACGGCGGCGCCAUGAGGGGACUGUACCGCAGAGCGGCUCUCUUCGCGCACAGCUGCCUGCCCAACCUGGAGACGGCCAUCGAUGAUGAGCGGCGCAUCAAGGUCUUUGCAAAUCGUCCCAUAGCUGCCGGGGAAACUCUCUACAUCUGCUACACCAGCGUGCUGCUGGGCACCGAGGAGCGGCGACACAUUCUGAGGACGGGCAAGUGCUUCGAUUGUAGUUGUGCACGCUGUCAGGAUCCCACCGAGCUGGGCACCCACAUGAGCAGCUUCAUCUGCAAUGCCUGUGCCUGCACCGGUGGUUACGUAGUGCGACAGCCGGAAACGGGCAUCUGGCAGUGCCUGCUCAACCCGGAGCACAAACUGAAGCCGGAGUUUGUGUGCAACAUGUUGGAGCGGGCCAAGGAGGAGAUCUUUCAUGCACGCGGCGACAUCUAUCGGCUGGAGCUGCUGCUGGUCAAGAUGAGCCGCCUGCUCCAUGGCAACCACUACCUGAUGCUGGACCUCAAGCAGAACAUUGCCUCGAUCCUCCGUCAGAUACUCCAGAAUAUGGCCCAUUGUCCCAACAGGAAGGUUUACGAGCGCAAAAUUCGCGUGUGCCAGGAGCUCUUGCUGGUGCUGAAGGUUGUGGCGCCGGGCAUUUCCCGCCUAAAGGCCAUUGCCCUCUACGAGCUGGCCAACACGCAGGCGGAAUUGGCCCGGAAGCUCUACAGUGAGCAGGAGCACAGCUCCAGGGAGCUGCUGGCGGAACUCAAUCAGACUGAGAUUAUGAUGCGAGAGGCACUGCGAAUGCUGCUGUUCGAGCCCGUGGCCACUCCAGAGGGACAAAUGUCGCGCAGCAUGCUGCGGGAGCUGAAGGAGCUGCAGAACGACAUCAAACUGUUGCAGGAAUCAAGCGAUGAUGUAGUAAACUAAUAACAAUUGUUGUAGUGGCAGUU